Salvia miltiorrhiza (redroot sage) is the source of this 1120-nucleotide messenger RNA. RefSeq lists its product as uncharacterized. Gene Ontology annotation, molecular function: cysteine-type peptidase activity. The transcript has 5 exons. NCBI's taxonomy places the organism in Eukaryota, Viridiplantae, Streptophyta, Magnoliopsida, Lamiales, Lamiaceae. The coding region runs from base 24 to 902 and encodes 292 amino acids. Gene Ontology annotation, biological process: proteolysis. The record is from RefSeq and is a predicted model, not a curated record.
AUACCAUCACUUCAAAGAGGACAAUGUUGGCGAAAGGAGCAAAAUUUCGAUCACCAUUUUGUCAAAGGGAAAUUUCAACAACGAAGAAUCUAACCAAAUGUGAGAAGGAGUUGGGUAUAUACGCUAUGUACAAAGACACGCGUGAUUGGAAGGAGGUAUUGUUCGGAUUCAAAGAUACAGAGGUUAAUCGUUUUAACAUGCUAUCAAUGAGGACGGGUUCCCCAAUAGCGAAUGAUAUUGUGAACGCGUGGGCAAUUAUACUGAACGAUAGAGAAAAUUUUCGAUCAGAUUUGUCUCCAUUGCGAUUUUUUGCCAGUACCAAUUUAUAUAUGGACUGUAUUGAAGCCAAUGGAAUAUCAUACGACAAUCAGAGAUCCACAUUCUUUAUUUUGAUGACCAUGGAGAUACAAGAGUACCACCAAAACAAAAUAAACCUCAUAGAUAUGUACUUUUUCCCAGUAUACAGAAAAGGUUUAUACUAUGCCGUGUGUGUGGAUCUUCGGAAGGGACGUGUGUUUGUGUUGGAUAGUGCACUGGACAUUACUGCUAAUGAAGAAAAUGACAUAUAUGAGGAAGUGUGCAAUACUUUUAAAAAACUUUUGUCGGAUUUACUAAAAUACAAUAAUGAAGAGCAGAAAGCAAAGAUAGUGAUGAAUUCAAAGAUGCAUGUUGUGAAGAUGAAAUGGGCAGAUCCACAUAACACUAUAGAUACUGGCUUGUAUCUACUGAGGCAUUUGGAGAUGUUUAUGGGCGACGCGAGUGCUAGUUGGAAGUGUCAGUUCUUAUCGACACCGCAAAGACAGUUGCGGAUAAUGCGUGUACGUUAUGGUGCGGCAAUGAUCAAUUGGGAUGGCAAUAAAGUGAAAGGGAAUAUUGUGGUUCAAGCAUCAAGAGUUUAUUAGGACUUAAGUAAAAAGCCAGAGUUCGACGCCGACAACCUGUUGCUUAAUUGAUUCUAUUAUGAUUCUGGUUUUCGAGAAAUUUUAUUUUUCAAUUAAGUGUGCAAUGACUCAUUAAAUUGCACUGAUUAUUCUUUGUUUACACUUUGUUUACAGACUGCCACUUUGAUGUUGAAUUUGGUUUUGAUACUCACUAUUUUAAAAUAUGAAUGGAAAAGAAC